UAGCGAAGAAAAUGUAUGUGUGCGUGACGUCAUUUUGCGACAGGAAGAGGUGUCCGAUUUGGCAGACUGAAAAUCGUGAAUAUCAUCUUUUAUUCCGUCGCCAUCAAGACACAUAUUAAUCAAUCAUGACUGACCGUGAAGCUGUAGAUGAUGUUCCUCCCGGUGGUGUCACAGGGUCGGGGAGUGCUGACGACAUGCGACGAGAGCUUGCAGAGAUACAGGCACAGUCUAACCAAGUCACUGAUGAUUCGCUGGAGAGUACGAGACGUAUGAUGCAAAUGUGUGAGGAGAGUAAGGAGGCAGGCAUCAAUACCCUGGUCAUGUUGGAUGAGCAGGGAGAACAGCUGGAUAGGGUAGAGGAAGGCAUGGAUCAAAUUAAUAAAGACAUGAAGGAUGCUGAGAAAAAUCUGGAGGGCAUGGAGAAAUGCUGUGGAUUGUGUGUACUACCUUGGAAAAACUUAGUAAAGCAUAGGAGAACAAAAAAUUUCGAAAAAGGAGGUGAAUAUGCAAAUAUUUGGAAGUCCUCUGAAGAUGGCAAGGUGAACACAGAUGGUCCACGUAUGAUUGUGGAUUCAAGGAAUGGGGCCGGGCCCCAAGGAACCUUUCUUCCAGUAAUUACAAAAGAUGCUCGUGAGGACGAAAUGGAGCAGAACUUGACAGAAGUCAGUGGCAUGCUGGGUAAUCUAAGGAAUAUGGCUGUAGACAUGGGCAGUGAGAUCACCUCACAGAACCGACAAGUGGAAAGAAUCCAGUCAAAGGCUUCAUCGAACGAAGUGAGAAUUUGCGAGGCUAACAAGAGGGCUACGAAGAUCUUGAAGGAGACUUAAUCCUGUAUUCAUCAGCUCCAGUUUUCAUUUGAUGUGAUUGUCAGUAUGAUCAUGGCUGGGGCAAUUAGGUACCAUUUGACACUGAGGGACCAAUGAGAUUCACUCUGUACUUUCUACUGUUAUGUGCUGAUCGACUACGCGUGGAAAACGAAGAGACCAAUAUAUGUACCUAUUUAUUCUCAGACAAUUGUGAUAUCCAUGUGCUGAACAUCGUCAUUGGUUAAUGCUGUACGGAACAGCUUAAAGGACUGUAAAUAACCACUCAACUGGAGCUGUUUGAUAAUUAGGACACGAUUUAUCCAGCUCAAAGGUGACGCUGUAAUGUGAUAAGUGAUUAUGUAAUUCACCACUGUAGACCAUAAUGGACUUGUCCAGAUCAAUGCACGGGGGAGUCUACUUUAGUUGCAUAGGGGUGAAAGGGUUAAUUGUGUCGGGCUUAAGUUAACACGUCUGUCCUUUUAUGGAACUUGUUUUUUUAUGUUUAAGUAAUCGGGAAAACUAAUUUAUUAGGAUUUUCCCCCAAAAAAUCGGUGUGUGGACUAAUGAAGUUUCACUAUGCAUUGGUUUUGUAUACAGCUAUUAAUAGUGACACCUGUAUUUACCUGUGACCUAGUCGUUAUCAAAGCAAUUACACCUGGUGCCAGGGUUUAUUCUUGAAUUUGACCAUUUUCACAGAAAAUGCUUGUUUCCCAAUAUGACUGUCAUCUGUGGACUAAACUCUGAGCAUUGACAUUUGGUAGGUGACCUUUUUGGUGGGGCCAGGGGAAGAUGUAAAAAAACCCAGACAUCAGCAAAAUUUUAGUUAAAACUUAAUAAUCUGACAGUAAUUUUCUGUCCUGUUAAGUUUCUGUCUGUGACUUUCAGUAGUGAGGUGUGUAUAAGUACAGGGAGUUGUAUCUAGAUUAUUGUCAGACCUUAGAAGUGAAAAUUAGUACUCUUCAGCAGUCUUCUAAUUACAAGAACAAAAAUGUUUAUGAAUGUCAUGCUAUUGUGAUUAUUAAGUCACCUGAGCCCUAGGUUUGGGAAGAUCAAUCAUUCUUCGUACAACAUGCAUUAACAUUUUGUUAUUUCGAACUAAAACUUUACAGAUCAGAUUUCCAUGAAAGUUUAUGGAAAUAAUCUUAAUGUGGUCUUGAACAAGUGUUGUUAUUUUCCAGAGCCUUACAACACCAAUCUUAAAAGUUCCAUGUUGAACCUGACCUCAUGUUCUGCUGAAAGGAAUGUAAUGAAACUUCAUAGGAAUGCUCAAAGUGCAUGGUCCUGACAAAAGGUUGUCUUUUGCAUGUUGGUAAAGACGUACAAGAUGGCCCCUAUUUUCAAAAUCUGUUUUAUUACAAGUUUGACCACAUCAUUUGGCUGUUUUGAAGAGAGUUGUAAAGAGUCGACUUGUUUUACAUUGUAAUCGUCAGAACCAAAUUUCUUGGCCGGUUUAGAAAGAGGCGUAAUGACAGAAUGCAUUGUUAAGUUGAUUAUGACAUCACAGUUCAAAGGUGACAUGUGAUGAUGACAUCCAAUCAGAUGUCCUGACAGAAAAUAAUGAUUUAUUUCGACAGAUCACUGGCAUAUCUUGGCAUUUCGGGAAAUGUUGUAAUCAGAAAAUACAUUGGUCUCCGAUAGUAUAUCUUCCUAUUUAUGAAAGACAUGGCAACUGUAUAGAAGUAUAUUUGUAGUGUGUGUGUGUGUGUAUACAAGUGUGACGCAUUUGAAUUUUUUAUCUUACAAAAUGUUUUGCUGCGAUCCUUUUUUAGCUUGCAUGAUCAAUCAUGGGAGCUAUUGCUAUCGGCUUUGGUUAGUAUUCGUCGUCUGCUUAGAACGUUUCAACUUCCAGUAGAACGACUGGUUGACUGACAUCAAAAAUAUGAGACAAAUAUUCCUUAUGAAGUCCUGACAAAGUGUUGUUACUUUUUUGUGUCAAUCCUAAAAUCAAGGUAUUUUGUACAUUAUCUCUUGAGCAGAUGCGAAGAUUAUCUUCAAAGUUUGGUGCAAAUAGUCCUAAAUCAUUAAGUCAGAUGAAACUCAUGUGAUCAUGAGGCCCCAAUGGACCUCUUGUUGUAUUUUUUUUUUAGGGACACAAGAUCUACAAAAAUGAAUACAAAAUCAAGAUUAAAUAGCAAGCUUCAGCACGAUCUUAAGUUGCUGUAAUGGUGCUUGUAUUUGCAGGUGUUCAAAUGAACUACAUUCCAACCUUUGCUUUUCCAGAGGUCAGCCUCAAUUCCAAUCUUGUGUUUUUCGUUCUUUUCAGAUUCAACCAUUGGUUGACCUCUUAGAUAAGUGAAAGAGGCCCAGGUCACAAAUGUGCAUGUAAAUGUUGGCUUCAUCUGGAGAACUUUUAAAUUAGAAAGCUAUUGCUAUUAAACUGUUUAUUUUUGUAAAAUAAUCAUUUAAAAAACUCAUUAAUCUGCUUAUUUUUGUUGUCCAUAUUUUGUAUUUGAUUAAGCAUUGAUAUAAUUGGUAGUCAAGGAAGUGUCAUGUUGUCUAUAUUAUAAUGCAGAUCCAAAGUGAAACGUUCUUCUGUCGUCACUUUUCGUUGUCGAUGACAAUAUCACACAAUCUUUGUUCACGUUGACAAUUAAUGAAGUUUCGUUAUUACUCAAUUAAUAGACAAUGUGUAGAAUUAGAUUUGACUUUGAUUUGAUCUUCAAAGUAUGACGUUCUGUAUUGUUUUAUCUUUCAACUCAGAACUGUCAAAUCUUUUAGAUGUGAUGUUGAUGUGUGCAAUGUAAUUUGUUGGUUGUUUGGGGGUGAAGUGUUUUUCGACUGUAAAACGUAGCUACAUGUAGUUAGGUGACUGGCACACAUAUCUAAAUACAUAAUGCCCUAGGUUGUGACCGGUUAGAACAUUAACUUUCGACACACGUAAUCAUCUUCUUCUUUUUUACAAUCAAUAUAAAAUACUGUGUAUUCUGCUGUCACUUCAUUUAUUUAAAAAACCUAUAAACGUGUUGGAGUUUUUAUUGAUGGCUGCUCAAAUUACUGGGCUGCUGUACUUUUGUGUUCAUUGCAUGCGUUUCGUUAAAUAAUACUCAGCUGGCACGGAAUUUUGGUAAAAUACAAACUAAUUGUCUAAUUAACAUACUAAUAUCUUUCCCAUCUUCUCAACAUUGAACAGAAGGUUGUUUUGAUGAUAUGAAUAUGGUAUAGAUUGAUAAAAAUUGUCCGCAAAUUAAUUUACUAAAUCCUAAUCCAAUCAUCGUUUAUGGCUGAAACUUUUUGUUCAUAACAUGAUGAACAUAACAUUGGAAGGUCAACAUUCAGCAUGUUGAUACAUUUCAGUCCUGAUGAAAUCGUAACUGAUACUAUAUAUUAAAUUGUGUGGUACAGAAAUGGGCGUCAUAUAACGAACAUGUUUUUCAUCACAAUCAUGAAAAUGUGUAUCAAGUUAAGACACAACGUUCUGAGUUCAAUGGGGUCAAACUUGUCCGUGACAAAAUGCUGGAGAUAGCAAUCCAUUGCUUAAUUUUCUUAUAGAAAUAAUGGAUUACCUUGCCGGCAGCUCCGGUCAGACAACUUCUUUUUACGUACAAAUUAUAACUUCAUCAUGAUGUUAUGUUUUAUCAAUGUAUAAUUCACCAUUUUCUUGAUCAUUAAACUUGGUUAUACUGAAAA
Mizuhopecten yessoensis (Yesso scallop) is the source of this 4433-nucleotide messenger RNA. Its product is annotated as synaptosomal-associated protein 25-like. Lineage: Eukaryota; Metazoa; Mollusca; Bivalvia; Pectinida; Pectinidae. Gene Ontology annotation, molecular function: syntaxin binding; SNAP receptor activity. The record is from RefSeq and is a predicted model, not a curated record. The transcript has 10 exons. Bases 126 to 827 code for a protein of 233 amino acids. Gene Ontology annotation, cellular component: plasma membrane; SNARE complex. Gene Ontology annotation, biological process: exocytosis; synaptic vesicle fusion to presynaptic active zone membrane; synaptic vesicle priming.